Messenger RNA from Rhea pennata, 5795 nucleotides. It is a transcript of the gene BNIP2, whose product is annotated as BCL2 interacting protein 2. The record is from RefSeq and is a predicted model, not a curated record. Gene Ontology annotation, cellular component: cytoplasm. Gene Ontology annotation, biological process: apoptotic process. Lineage: Eukaryota; Metazoa; Chordata; Aves; Rheiformes; Rheidae. The coding region runs from base 292 to 1251 and encodes 319 amino acids. The transcript has 12 exons.
GCCUAUCCGCUUCCGGGUUAGCGCGUCGCGUCGCGUCGCGUCGCGGGCCUCUGCGCGGCGGCCGCUGCCCCCAGAGCCAGCACAGCUGAGAGUUUGAACUGGAUUAGACGUUAACUUGUGCGUUACCAGAAUGGUUUAUUAUGUUCCAUUAUUGGGGAUUCCGUGUUAAUGGUGAUGGGUGAGCCUGAGAAAACACAGCCUGACUUGCAUGUCGCAGGCUCUUUUUUAACCUGCUGUCUUGAAGACAAGAGGUUCAGCUGAUCAGGAGUCCCUAUUAGUAAUUUAAGAAGAAUGGAAGGUGUGGAGUUUAAGGAAGAAUGGCAAGAUGAAGAUUUUCCAAGGCCCCUGCCAGAGGAUGACCCUGAAUCAGAUAUAUUGGCUGAGGCUGGAAGAGAAGGUGAAAUUGAAGUUAAUGGAAACAAAGUGAGGAAGAAACUAAUGGCACCAGAUAUUAGCUUAACUUUGGAUCACAGUGGGGAAUCUGUAUUGUCUGAUGACUUGGAUGAGAGUGGAGAGAUUGAUUUGGAUGACUUGGAUACUCCCUCAGAGAACAGUAAUGAAUUUGAAUGGGAAGAUGAUCUUCCAAAACCAAAAACUACUGAUGUAAUUAGAAAAGGAUCGCUUACGGAGUACACUGCUGCAGAAGAAAAAGAGGAUGGUCGACGCUGGCGUAUGUUUAGGAUUGGAGAACAGGACCAUAGGGUGGACAUGAAGGCAAUUGAACCGUAUAAAAAAGUUAUCAGUCAUGGUGGUUAUUAUGGUGAUGGGUUAAAUGCCAUUGUUGUUUUUGCCGUAUGCUUUAUGCCAGAAAGCAGCCAGCCUAACUACAGAUAUCUAAUGGACAAUCUAUUUAAGUAUGUAAUUGGCACUUUAGAGCUAUUAGUAGCAGAGAACUAUAUGAUAGUUUACUUGAAUGGUGCAACAACACGGAGAAAAAUGCCAAGUUUAGGCUGGCUCAGGAAAUGUUACCAGCAAAUUGACAGAAGGUUAAGGAAAAAUCUGAAAUCAUUAAUAAUAGUUCAUCCUUCUUGGUUCAUCAGAACGCUUCUGGCCAUCACUAAACCUUUUAUUAGCUCAAAAUUCAGCCAAAAAAUUAGGUAUGUUUUUACGUUGGCAGAACUAGCUGAACUCAUCCCCAUGGAAUACGUUGGCAUCCCAGAGUGCAUAAAACAGUAUGAAGAAGAAAAGUUUAGAAAGAAACAGAAAAGCAGAAUUGACCAAGAGCUGAAUGGGAAACAAGCAGAAAAAUGAACAGUAAGUUUGGAAUCCAAACAGAACAGAAGAAUAUGCAGAUGGAAUGAUUCUAUUUUUUUCUUCAUUUACAAUGCAUUCAUUAAUGUGUGUGUAUGUAUGUGUAUAUAUAUAUUAUAUAACCUGUUACAAAAGGUGCUUGAUUUCUUUGAACUAGCACACAAUGGACUGUUCACUGCUGUAUUGGUUUAAGUCUUGACUUUAAUAGCUACCUUUAUAUGUAAUCAUUUUAUACUGCUAAAUGUCAAAGAACCCUAUGUUUUUAGAGAACAUUCUUGCAAUUGUUUAUCUAAAUGAUGCAUGUUCUUCAGUCAAGUAUUUAUAUACCUAAAUGUUAAAGGAAAGAGAUAAUAUAUAUUUUUAUGAGUCUUAGCAAUAUAAUGUGUACCUGCAAAAGGAAUUAAUUUGCAGGUAGAUAAGGCCAUAAAUGACUGUUGUUGUUACUGUACAAAGUGCGUGAUUUGUUCUGUUGUAAAUGGUCAAAUGCAUUUCUUGGUGGUUGCAGAAACCUUAUCUUUUUGGAUGUUAACGAUCACGUAAUGUAGUCCUUCACAAGUGUGGCAAUACUUGGUUUUGUUCAUGUUCCUAAUACAAGCAGAAUUCACUCACCUUGCUAGAGUGAGCUUGAACUCUGGAUAUCUUUUGUCCAUUUCUCAGCAUCUAUAACUGUAGUUCUGUGAACUUCAGUCUGUUGGCCAAAGGGUUUAUUGCUGGGAACUGAAUUAUUGAGAUCACUAAUGGGAUACUAGAUCUUUCUCUAAGUUGCAAAUGCACAUUCUGCCUCAGUAAAUCAAGGCUACUUCUGGUUCAGUUAUGAGAUUGAAAUAAGUUUGGUUCUUCCUGGAUGAGUAUCAGUUGUCACCAACAGAAAUUCUGGUUGUUUUCAGUAGAGCUUAGAAGCUGCAUAGAUAUAAUUCUAACCAUAAUAUGAGUUGUCUGCACAGGUAAAAUUUAGGUAUCUUGCAGAGGUAAGGGGAAUCUUUAAAUGCAUAUAUCAUAUUUGUGGAUGAAGCAUCCAUUUCUAAAGCUAUUGGUUUGGCACCUUUUACUGGCACUAACUUCACUUUUUUUUUUAAGGCGAUUUAAAGGAGGGGUUCUGAUAAUAGCUGUAAAUGUGUCUAUAAGAGGUGUUCUUGAAUGCAUCAACCAGUGUUUAUAGGUUUAUCAGGGUAACAGAAUUAUGCACUGCUUAUAAAAAUUUGUAAAAUCUGUUUGAUAAUCAUUCUUUCUUCCCUGUAAGAAGUGGUAUAUGCAAAUGAAUCCAUUCAGGAGCUGAACAGUUUUAAUAUUAGAAGCAAAUGUAUUAAAUAUUUUUUGUUUUCUAUUGUGCUCACAACUUUGUCUUACUACUAAAAGUAUAAGUUCUUAAUUAGUUUAAAUGUUGGUAUAAUACAUAGUUCUUUUAUAAAAAUAAGGUGGCAUUCAACUAGAUUACUACUUGGCACUGAUACAUAGAAGUCGAGAGCUAGUUCCAUGGUCAGGAUUCGUUACUAAUGAACACUUAAUCUGCUAUCUUUAAUGAUACAUGGACACUACAAGAGCAGAUACUCAUGUAUCGUUGAUGGAAAUGUCUGCAAACUGGACACUUUAAUGUCCUGUUUAUUUUAACUCUACUAUUUCCAUAGUGUAAUGUGUAUGAACAUGCAAGCCUGGAAAUCUUCCUGAUUUUUACUGAUUGUAUGUGGCUCCUAAGAUAGGUAUUAAGUAUUCUGAUCAUCUUAUUUCAAAAUUUUCCUUAAACACCCUUCUCAGUAAAAGCAUAUUUUUUGUCUUGUUGCUUUCUAUAUAUAUUGUGCAGUACAGAGUAGCCAGCAUGCUGUAUGGGCCUUAUUCAUGAAUGAUAGAAUUGUUAGCUUUGCCUUUCCUCGUGGCUGACUGGUUCUACAGUGUCAUGUUGCAGAAGUGCUAUUUCUUUGAAAAUGUAUAUAUGCUUACCUAAUUGUUUAGUAUAAGUUUUUGUGAAUGAAUACACAGCAUAGCAGUUCUUUUCCUGUCCCCUAAAGAUGCACAGCUUGAGAAACAUGUUUGCUAUGGAUGAUUCCUCUCUGACAUUUUCCAGCCUAUCAUUUAAUGGUGAGAUGUAUGUUUACAAAAAGCAAAGAGGUCCCAAAGUUGCCUUGAACACACAUAGGUAACUUUUUGUCAAAUUUAUAUUUUUAAAUCUGUAAGACAAUAUAUUUUAAUAUCUGAAAACAAGAAAAAGUUGGAAUGCCAUACUUGAAAUUAUUUCAAAACCUGGAUCACUUUAUAGUAAGAUGUAGUAUUGUAGAAAAUUCACAUUUGAAUGGCACUUUGUGCUAAAAGUGAAAUUCAUGGUGCAAGAAUACAGUUUAAGCCCUGUCAAAAAAAGAUGAAUUCGUAAGCCACUAAUUUACCUUUGAUUUGGAGGUUUCAUGAUUCUUACAUGAAAAAUGUGGUAGUAAGUUAGUAGCUUUUUGUUAUUAUACUGUGCAACUGAAAUGGAGAUGUUUGGGCCAGUGGCCUGCUUGUAUGGAUGUGAGGUUUUAUAAACUGAUUUCUACCAUAGGAGGAAUGUUCCGAAGUGUCAAAGAUAAUUUGGAGCAAAAGUGCCAUUAAAAACUGAGAGUAGACUAGACUGCUUCAAUGUUCUUGAUCUUCUACCUAGUACGGCAAAGACAUGUUCUGUUGGAAGGCAUUGGAGAAGGAUGUAAAAAGACAGCGCUGAAGCAGAUUGAAAUAUUUGAAGUAACGGGAUUUUAAAAUGGAGAGUAUUUGUUUCCAAAAAGCUUGGAGCUUGUUAAAAUAAUAGGUAACCCUGUGUAUAACUUAAUGCAGUUUGGCAUCUAUGCCAAGUGUUUUUCUAUUUAUUUUCAGUGAACAAGUGAGAAUAGCACUUCUUGGAGUGAGGAAUUGUGUAUUCAAAUACAGUAGCUAUAUUCUAAAUAGCACACAGGUAGUAUACAGCCUGGUAUUUGCUAACGUGUUUCGGCAAACUUACUGCAUUGCACACUUGAUAAAUGCUAUAAUGGCGGCUUAAGAUCUCCCAACAGUUGAUUUGUGUCAGAUUUUAAAACUAGAUUAAGUGUUGGAGGUAAUGGAAUCUUUUACGAAAUGACCUUAAAGUUGGGGGAAGAAGGCGUCAGUGCCUAGUUGUAUGUUAGAGAUUCACUGUCGCCUACUGAAAAAUCUAUAGUGACUAGAAAAAAGUACCAAACUUCUAAACAGUAUCUAUUGCAGAGAAAAGAUUCUUAGUAAAAGGAGUGAUUUCUUUCAGUGUCAAAUUAUCAUUUGUGUAUGAGACAAUGUACUUGGUAUUUAUUAUGUAGAAAGAUGGCUUAAAUGCAGCUGUUACCAAAAGCUGUUGUCUUUGGAGAUUAUUUUAAAUUGUGCUUUUUAUAACUGCAGAAGUUUUAUAAAGUUUUUGGUGAAAAUUCUUCUUCAGUCCUGUGGUGGAUGCAGGUCAUUCUCUAAAGGAUUUGUUUCACAGAUAGUGGUUCUAGAAACUUUGGAGUAAGCGUGCUUUUCAGUCAGAGUAGCACUCUGAAAUACAAGGAAUAUUUAAAUGUCCAUAUUUUGAAAGACAAAUCUUGCAGCUGUCCUGACUUCGUAAUUGUAAGUUAAACUAUGUUGUUUCCCGUGUCAUACCUUGCUCUGUAUAUUGAGCUCGUAGGAAAAAGUGGUGCAUCUGCACAGUGAAGAAGGUCCAGUCAGUAGUGUUUAGUGUUUUCUUCGUUUCCCUCAGGUAUAACUGAGAUGGUCAAAAAAAUGGCUUUAAUUUUGUUGAACUAUUUCAGCUCACUUUUCAGUUCUGUGAUUCAGGCUGCCCAGGUUACUCUGAAAUAUCUUUUUCAUCUCCCUCCCCCCAUACUGAAAAUGAUCUGACGCAAAACUACUGCAGUGUUUUCAAAAACAGGCGGCCUGAUCUUACCAUGCUCCCUACUCUAAGUUUGCUCAGCAAGCUGCUAGCUAAUACUUCUGAUGUGGAAUUCCAGGUUAAUAUUUAGAAAAAGUACUCAUGGCAGACAGAUACUUUUCGAGAGGCUUUGCAAUGCUGCAGUGUUCUUUAUUCAAGCAUCUGAACAAAGCCUUUUUACUUAAAAGCCCAAGUUGUAGGGCUGUGUACCAGUUGAAUGCUCGAUAGAAGGGCUGAAAUACUAUUAAUAUCAGUAUAUGUCAGUGUGAAUGCUGAUACGGGAAACUUGCAGUGUUAAUAAAAUGAAGUUGCAGUAGUCUUAGGGGUUUCUGGGCUCUACAAAGAUUCUGCAAAAGGCAUUACUGAUAUAUGAUCAUAUGCAGAAAAGGCAAUUUAUGUAUCGUAGGUCAUUGACUACUCAUAGUCUUCACACACAGAACUGUAUUUUCCUUUGCCCCUUUAAUUCUGUAAAUAAAAGAUUCUUUUUCACCUACCUCUGAAAAAUAGGUUGUGAUCCCUUUCUUUUAAAUGAACUAAUGUUUUCUCUUUGAUUUUUCAAGGUGUCAUGGAGUAAUGUGAUACACACAUGCUUAACACUUCUUGGAAACUUCUUAAUUAGGAAAAAUACAUGCUAAAUGCAAUAAAUACUUUUGGAGAAGGUCUGAAUGUU